Molecule: messenger RNA, 2825 nt
Organism: Penaeus vannamei (Pacific white shrimp)
Lineage: Eukaryota; Metazoa; Arthropoda; Malacostraca; Decapoda; Penaeidae
Gene: Wdr82
Product: WD repeat domain 82
Cellular component (GO): Set1C/COMPASS complex
Molecular function (GO): protein binding; chromatin binding
Source: RefSeq, a predicted model, not a curated record
UCCUCAGAAAUAAACGGACACUCAACAGCAAGAAAUAUGGAGUCGACCUCAUCCACUUUACCCACGCAAAAAAAUUCUGCGAUCUAUAGUUCCACAAAGAUUGACGACACCAUCAGAUACUUAUCUUUACACGACAACAAGUAUAUUAGAUACUUCCCCGGUCAUACGAAAAAGGUGAUAACGUUGAGCAUGAGUCCAAUUGAUGACACCUUCAUUUCGGGCUCCCUGGACAAGACCCUAAGACUAUGGGAUCUGCGUUCUCCGAACUGCCAAGGCAUGAUGCACGUGGGGGGUCGGCCGGUGGCGGCUUUUGAUCCAGAGGGCCUCAUCUUCGCUGCGGGAAUCAACUCAGAAAUGAUCAAGCUUUACGACUUGAGAUCAUUCGACAAGGGUCCAUUUAGUACGUUCCAAUUAUCCAUGGAGAAGGAGUGUGACUGGACCGGGAUCAAAUUCAGUCCUGAUGGCAAGACGAUUCUCACGUCUACAAAUGGAUCGGUUAUCAGACUUGUGGAUGCUUUCCAGGGAACAGCGCUCAAAACCUUUGCCGGACAUCUGAACAACAAAGGCAUUCCCUUAGAGGCGUCCUUUAGCCCCGACUCGCAGUUUAUAUUCAGCGGGUCUACUGAUGGCAGAGUCCAUGUGUGGAAUGCAGAGACUGGCUACAAGGUUUGUGUGCUGAAUGCUGACCAUACUGGGCCUGUACAGUGUGUCCAAUUCAACCCAAAAUACAUGAUGUUGGCCUCAGGAUGCACAAACAUGGCCUUUUGGUUACCAUCCCUAGACGACAUGUGAAGAGAUGACCACACAAGCUAGGACAUACCCGUGAGAUGAAGGGAAAGAGGAAACCAGAGUACAGCAGUUCAUCAUUGAUAUUUUGAUGCAUAGCUUUCAAGUCAGAUGAACCAAAGAUUGAAAAAGAAGACAGAAGAAAAGAAAUAAAAGAUAGAAAAGAAAAGAAAAAAGUUCAUCAUGUCAGCUCUUAAGAAAACAAUGCUUAAGAAAACUAAGAGAAAGAGGACGAGUCUGUGUUAAAGAUCUGAGACACUGUUUUGGGUCCAAUUCUUAGAGCUGUAUGUAACUAAGGCUUUGAAAAGAAAGCCAUAAUUCUGUUGUUGUUUUUUAUUGAUUUUUCCUUUUUUAUUAAUGCUGUCUAAGUGAGAAGAAAUGUUCAACUGAGUUGGACCUUAAAAGAAAUACUGUUCACCUCAAAUUUAUUUUGAGAACUUGACCAGAAAAUGCUAAUUUUUUUUGUGUGUGUGUAAUAUGUAUUACAUGUCAGCCUUGCUCGAGCAUACCUCAGUAUAAUAUUUAUUGACAAAUAUACACAGUAGUUUUUCUUUGUGAUGAUGGUAGCUUUAUGAAGUCAAGAAAAGGACAGUAUCAGAUUUGUUUAUUUGUAAUGAGGUUUUAAUGAAAUAAUAGAAAAAGAGAGACAGUGCAUGGAUGAAAAGAAGUGGAAAUUAUUGAUUUCAUAUUUUGAAUUCAAGUGUUAUCAAAGUUAUUUAUAUUAUUUAAAGCAGGCACUAAGAAAACAUAGCAUGAUAAAGGCUAGAUUCUUACUGUUAUGAUUGUAAUUAAUUUUGGUGAAAUUCCUGUUAAAAUAUUUGAAACUAUCUUUUUUUUCUUUUCUUUUUAUCUGAAACUAAACAUUCUGUUGAAAUUGAUGUAAGUAGAGAACUCAACUCAAAAAAUCAUUUUAGUUCUUAAUUGGUGUCUCAGAUGUGAUUUUCUCCAGGCAGAGGUAUUUUCAGCAGUCAUAUUUGUUCAUUCAACAAUUUGUCCAGUUUUACCCUAUGCUCACAUUAUGAAUUUUACUGUUUUAAAUGGAAGUUUUAAGCCAUUGUUUAUGUAAGAGCAGUAUACUGUUAAAUGAAGAUCAUAGAUAUUCAGUGCAGAUUUAACACUGACCUUUUCAUGUAUAUAAUAUAAUCAAAUGUGGAUUUAGUCAUUUAGAAAGUGUGACCUCUUUUGCUUAAUUUAUUUCUUCAUUUUUCUGUUUUCUUAUUCAGUCUUUAUCAGUCAGUAUAGAUUUUAAUUCAGCAAUGAAAAAUAGAAGUAGACGUAGCAGGUGGCUGCUGAAAAUAUCACUGUAGAACCUAAUAAGGAAACUGUGUUCAGUUUUGUAUGCCAGUGGGUAUCUGCUAAAUCUUAAAAAAGAUACAGUACACUUUGUGUUUUUCUCUCACACAUCCAUGCUCAUGCACACAUAUGUGCACACUCCACACGGACAUUUACACACACUUCCUAUGAAUCUGCAGGCACAUACAUGUUCACUUAUAUGCAUGCAUCAAUGCACAGGAACCUGCCCAGAGAUCAACUUAUAUACAUACAUUCACAUUCUCACUCAAACACACCCACACAAAUGCCUCCUCUCUUCUGCUCUGACCCAAACACAAGCAUACCCACAGCCACCCUCCCACUCUCAUUCUUAACAUUCAUACUCAUACAUUCACAUUUGCACUCACUCUCACACAGACACUUACACAUAUUUGUCGUUACCUUUGACUCUCUCCUCUUUAUGUUGAGGUCCCAACAGAAAUAUUCCCGCCAAUGAUCAUUCUCAUUCUUAACAUUUAUACUCAUACACUCAUUCGCACUCAUUCUCACACAGACAUUUACACAUAUUUGUCUUUACCUGUGACACUCUCUGCAUGUUGAGGUCCCAACAGAAGUAUUCCCCCCAACGAUCAGUCAUUAUUUUGGUGCAAAGUGUAUUAUAGAAAAGUUUAGUCAUAUGAGAACUUGCCCUCUGUACCUUGGAAUUUUUUUUAUGCUCUGAAUUGGAAUAAAUGUGUGAAGGUUUGAUACCCUUCUGUUAUUUUUUA